AUGAAUCUUUGUUAUCGUUGCCAGGUGCAAUUGUUGUGGCGGAGACAGCAGCAAUGGCCCUCGGUGCAGCAGCCAUUUCAGACGCCGAAGCUCCGCUGCUGGACGAUACAGUCGAGGGUUCCAUUGACUUCAAAGGCCGCCCCGUUUCCAGAUCCAAAUCUGGUGGCUGGAAAUCAGCUUCUUUCAUCAUAGGCGUUGAAGUGGCGGAGAGGUUUGCUUAUUAUGGAAUAAGUUCGAAUUUGAUAAGCUAUUUGACGGGACCCUUGGGCCAGUCCACAGCCACGGCGGCGGAGAAUGUCAACGUGUGGUCUGGGACGGCGUCGCUUUUGCCGCUGUUGGGUGGAUUUUUGGCAGACUCAUUCUUCGGUCGAUACCGGAUGAUUGUUGUUGCUUCUGUCCUGUACAUUUUGGGACUUGGAUGCUUGUCUCUAUCAGCUCUGAUUUACUCUUUCGACUCUUCUGAUUCGCCGCCACAGCUGCAAAUUGUUCUCUUUUUCUUCUCCUUAUAUAUAGUAGCAUUAGCACAAGGCGGGCAUAAACCUUGUGUCCAAGCUUUUGGAGCUGACCAGUUUGAUGAGCAGGAUCCAGAAGAGUGUAAAGCUAAAAGCUCAUUCUUUAACUGGUGGUACUUUUCCUUCUGUGCUGGUGUUGUGGUAGCUCUGUCUGUUUUAAACUACAUCCAGGACAACUUGAGUUGGGGCCUUGGCUUUGGAAUCCCCUGCAUUGUCAUGUGUCUUGCCCUGAUUCUGUUUUUGCUUGGAAGCUAUACGUAUCGGUUUCGCCUACAAAGUGAUGAGAGGAACCCAUUUCUCAGGAUUUCUCAAGUAUUUGUCAGAGCAGCUAGAAAUUGGCAGACCACCACUUCAGUUAUAUCCAUGGAAGCAGAAAAUCAGGGAAUUCUGCCUUAUGAAGGCUUUCAGCAAUAUGAGUUUCUUAAUAAAGCAUUAGUUGCACCUAAUGGUUCAAAACUAGAUGGGAAAGUCUGUAGCAUCACUGACAUUGAAGAGGCUAAGGCAAUUCUUAGGCUUGUUCCAAUAUGGGCUACAUGUUUGAUUUAUGCAGUAGUAUAUUCACAAUCAUCCACUUUAUUCACCAAGCAAGGAGUUACAAUGGACCGUUACAUCACCCCAACGUUUCAAAUACCAGCUGCUUCACUCCAAUCUGUCAUCAGUUUAUCCAUUGUCAUCUUUAUUCCUGUCUAUGACCGGAUUUUGGUUCCAAUAGCCAGAGCCAUAUCUGGGAAACCAUCUGGCAUCUCAAUGCUUCAGCGGAUUGGUACUGGAAUAUUUCUAUCUUUGCUUUCCAUGGUAAUUGCAGCUCUAGUUGAGAGGAAACGUCUUCAAACAGCUAUUCAAUAUGGGCUGGUGGACAUGCCAAAGGCGACAGUGCCAAUGAGUGUGUGGUGGCUGACACCCCAAUACUUGCUUUUUGGAGUUUCUGAUGUGUUCACAAUGGUUGGUCUUCAAGAAUUUUUCUAUGACCAGGUCCCGAGUGAAUUGAGAAGUAUAGGUCUUGCUCUAUAUCUCAGCAUAUUUGGGGUUGGGAGUUUCAUAAGCAGUUUUCUCAUCUCUGUCAUUGAGAAAGCCACAGGUGGGCAGGGUCAGGACAGUUGGUUCUCCAACAACUUGAAUCGGGCACAUCUAGAUUACUUCUAUUGGCUUCUGGCGGGGCUUAGUACAGCUGCAUUCAUCACCUACCUCUACUUUGCAAAAUCUUAUAUUUAUAAUAGAAAAGGCAAUGUGUGAUAUUAUCUCGCAUAAGACGAUAUCAACUUCCACGAGAAACUAGAGAGAGCAAGUAGGAAAUCCUAGAGUAUUUUCUCAUGGAAAGUAUUGGUGCAUCAUUUUCUAUCUGCCAUGCUGUUGCUAUUUUCUCAUAAAGAUGGUAUGCUUUUCAUUGACAGCAACAAUGGUUUCUACAAAGAUUUUCUUCAUUGUAUAUCCUUAGUUGGCCUAUCAUCUACUGGUUACUGAAUGUUCCCAGAACAUAAGGUCUACUGAUUGGCCGCAUUCGAUGAUACUGUAAACAUCAUCGAAUUGUAGUUGUAGCAACAUAAAUAUCAUCAUUGAAAUAUUAAUUUGAAUGUUUAUUGGCUGCAA
This is a messenger RNA of Sesamum indicum (sesame), 2099 nucleotides long. Its product is annotated as protein NRT1/ PTR FAMILY 5.10. Gene Ontology annotation, molecular function: tripeptide transmembrane transporter activity; dipeptide transmembrane transporter activity. Gene Ontology annotation, biological process: dipeptide transport; transmembrane transport. The record is from RefSeq and is a predicted model, not a curated record. Lineage: Eukaryota; Viridiplantae; Streptophyta; Magnoliopsida; Lamiales; Pedaliaceae. Gene Ontology annotation, cellular component: membrane.